UCCUUUGGUUUUCACAACGAUGGAAUGCGAAAGCAUGGCGAACGUUUGUAGCAACAAGGCAGACAUCGCCUUCUACGUCGACGUAUCAGGGAACCUUGGGCAGAGUAACUUGGAGCGAGUGAUCGAGUACAUUCUCAAGUUUUUAGACAGAUCUGACGUCGCUCAGGACAAGAACCGAGUUGCUGUUGUCGGGUACGAUGUUGUCCCACACAUCAAGCUGACGCUCCAGGGGAGCGCAUUUUUAUCAAACACCGACAUUCGAAAGAUCAUCCAAACCCAACUAAAGUUCUCUGACAAGUCAACACGAACCGACCUUGCAUUAGAAAGCGCGCUAAGCUUGUUCCAGAGGGAGCAGAGGAGUGGAGUCCCAAAGACCUUGGUCAUUAUCACGGACGGGAGAAGCUGGUACGAUGACUCAGUGAUGGACGCGGCUAUCGCAGGUCUCAAGGCCUUGGGCGUGAAAACUCUGGCAGUCGCUGUUGGAAGUGAUUCGGUGCUUGACUUGGAUAAACUCCAGUUGCUCUGCGGAACACUCGACAACGUCAUUAAAGUCGCGGAUUACGAAAGUCUGCUCGCUUCCGCUAAUACCACAUUCAACAAGGUGGUCUAGACGGCCUGUGUGCUGCUAUAAACCAUGCCUUGGGCGUGAAAACUCUGGCAGUCGCUGUUGGAAGUGAUUCGGUGCUUGACUUGGAUAAACUCCAGUUGCUCUGCGGAACACUCGACAACGUCAUUAAAGUCGCGGAUUACGAAAGUCUGCUCGCUUCCGCUAAUACCACAUUCAACAAGGUUUUCUAGACGGCCUGUGUGCUGCUAUAAACCAUGUAAGGUAUCUUAGGUAUCACGUGACCUUUUGAGUGGCAAUUCGCGGACUCCGAAUCACUUCAGUGUUUAGGGAUCAGCCAGAGAAACGCUUGUUUGUAGGCUGAAUGUGAGCUGCCAAUAUAUAUUUUUAGUCGGUCCAGGUCAUACGAACCCCUGAAAACCCCAGUUUCUCUCAGAGUUCGAGUUAGUGGGGUUCUAAUGUAUUUUGACUUUGCUCAUAAUUGUAGGAUUCUCUCGCGCAAACGAGACUCCACCAUUGAUGUAUUCUUGGUUCAUGUCUGCCAUCAAAA
Nematostella vectensis (starlet sea anemone) is the source of this 1115-nucleotide messenger RNA. RefSeq names its product cuticlin-6. The coding region runs from base 20 to 610 and encodes 196 amino acids. The transcript is spliced from 5 exons. NCBI's taxonomy places the organism in Eukaryota, Metazoa, Cnidaria, Anthozoa, Actiniaria, Edwardsiidae. The record is from RefSeq and is a predicted model, not a curated record.